Erigeron canadensis is the source of this 1512-nucleotide messenger RNA. RefSeq names its product delta(14)-sterol reductase. The record is from RefSeq and is a predicted model, not a curated record. Gene Ontology annotation, biological process: sterol biosynthetic process. Gene Ontology annotation, molecular function: Delta14-sterol reductase activity. The coding region runs from base 105 to 1211 and encodes 368 amino acids. Lineage: Eukaryota; Viridiplantae; Streptophyta; Magnoliopsida; Asterales; Asteraceae. Gene Ontology annotation, cellular component: endoplasmic reticulum membrane. The transcript is spliced from 13 exons.
AAACCCCGACUUCUCAAAAUUCGCAGCAGAAAUGGAGAAGAAAGAAGAAACAAGCUGACUUGUGAAUCUAAACUAGACCAGUAGAUUAAAAAGUAGAAGGAGAUAUGGACUCGGUCUUCACCUUCCUUUUCAUUCCUUCACCCACUUCUGUUGGUUUGUUGUUAGGGUUCUUUUGUUAUCUGGGAAUUGCUGGAUCUCUUUUACCCGGAAAGCUUGUUCCCGGGGCGAUUUUAUCCGACGGAACUCGGCUCCAUUAUCUUUGUAAUGGAAUGCUAUCUCUUAUUUUGCUGGUCGGACUACUCGUGAUUGGAGCUUGGAUGGAUUAUGUAUCACUUACUGCAAUAUCAGAUCGAGGGCUUGAGCUUUUAUCAACAACGUUUAUUUUCAGUGUUAUUGUCACAUUAUUACUUUAUGUCUCUGGAUGCAAAUCUAAUGACCGAAGUGCAUCGCUGAAGCCUCACAUUAGUGGAAACAUAAUGGAUGAUUGGUGGUUUGGGAUACAAUUAAAUCCUAACUUCUUGGGCGUUGACCUCAAAUUUUUCUUCGUGAGAGCUGGAAUGAUGGGGUGGCUCCUCAUCAAUCUUUCCGUGCUUGCUAAAUGUAUCCAAGAUGCUACCUUAAGCCAAUCAAUGAUCCUCUACCAGCUAUUUUGUGUGAUCUACAUUAUGGACUACUUCUUUUAUGAGGAAUACAUGACAUCUACGUGGGAUAUAAUCGCAGAGAGAUUGGGCUUCAUGCUUGUAUUUGGAGAUUUAGUGUGGAUUCCCUUCACAUUUAGCAUUCAGGGUUGGUGGCUUUUGAGUAACAAGGUGGAGUUGACUGCAGCUGCAGUCGUUGUAAAUUGCUGUGUAUUUGUUUUUGGGUAUUUGGUCUUCAGAGGAGCUAACAAGCAAAAGCAUGACUUUAAGAAGAAUCCCAAAGCAUUGAUAUGGGGUCAACCCCCAAAAGUUAUCGGAGGGAAAUUGCUGGUUUCUGGCUACUGGGGAAUAGCAAGGCACUGCAAUUACCUUGGAGACCUGUUACUGGCAUUAUCCUUCAGCUUGCCAUGUGGGAUCAGCUCUCCAGUUCCAUACUUCUACCCAACAUAUCUUUUGAUUUUGCUGAUAUGGCGAGAGAGAAGAGAUGAGGCUCGAUGUGCUGAGAAAUAUAAAGAUGUGUGGGCAGAAUAUCGCAAGGCUGUACCGUGGAGGAUUCUGCCAUAUGUUUACUAAUGUAAUGUCGUUGAAUUAGUUUUCUCUCUUUAUCAUUUAUAGAAUUGAAAUGGGAAGCCAUAUUCAUUUGAUCAAAGUCAUCAAAAUAGCAGUGUUUUUGUAGUGUGUGUUUUACUAGAACAAAAUUAUCGAUGUCAUAGUUUUUUAUAUGUCUAAUGUCUUGCUAAUUACUAGCAUAGACAUGAUGCUUGAGAAGUAAAGUAAUUGCUUGGCAAAAAUAUCAAUCAAUUUAAUCAUAUAUACUGAGUACCGUACAUUGUGCUACCUCUAAUUGUAUUAAGUGAACUUAUUUGUUUUUUAA